Molecule: messenger RNA, 1950 nt
Organism: Choloepus didactylus (southern two-toed sloth)
Lineage: Eukaryota; Metazoa; Chordata; Mammalia; Pilosa; Megalonychidae
Gene: METTL6
Product: methyltransferase like 6
Exons: 6
Coding region: 922-1776 (284 amino acids)
Source: RefSeq, a predicted model, not a curated record
GACUUAUGGGUUCGUGGCGGAUGUGGCGGGGGAAGUGCCAUGGCGAAAUAAUUCCGGCCUUAGAAUCCCAGACAAGGUCCGCAAGCUUGUUUUGGCUCGGCUCGGGUUUUCCCGCGGCUGCCCCUAAAUUCCAUCUCCGAUCCCUGGUGCUGGCUGAGGGGUGAGUGCGCCCGGCCAUGGGCCUACAGAGGAACCUAGAAAUGACGAAGGUGGGCCUAAAGCGUGCGGACUGAAGUAACCCGGGUCUGAUAGCUACCGUGGCCGGCUCUCUGCAGGCCCUACGGGCCCGCUUGGGCCCAGUUCAUGCGGACUGUCCUGAGACAUGUAUCCUCAAGACCCUCCGCCACUCAUCACUUGGUUUCUUCAUCCCCUUGGUACUGUGGUGGGGGGGUAAGAGCUUAAGUUUCUGAAAAAACGACGCCCCCGCUGGUUCGUACGACAGCCUGUUGUGAAUGGGAUCAGACUCCGGCCACUCGGGCUUACCUCAAUCUCAAGCGACAAAAUGGAGUCUUGAUCCUGCAGACUUUGGGAAAUGAUAACCCUGCUUCUGCCUGGCAGCCGACCACCCGCCUCCAGUUCAUGCAGCUUUCAUUGUUGCGGUUAAGUCACCCCCUUCACGGGCACCGAAAAUUGAUGAGAAUUUAUUCUCCAAGGAUUUGUAGUCAAAUUUUGGGAGUGUCGCUUUUCUAAACUUUAUAGAUUUAUUGAAAAGUUGACUCAUUUUAUCUUGAAUUAGAGUUCGGUGCGUGAGCAGGCCUGGAUUCUGGAUGAAGCCCCAGCUGCUGCCUGAGGCAGUGAACCUGACAUGGGGAAACACAGCUGAGAAAAUCCUGUCUCUUCAGUAUCAACAUGGAUACUUGAAGUUAUACCGGGAUGAAGAAUUUUCAGCAGUGUUAAAUGCAUUAAGGUCAACUUAAUGAGAUGGCUCUUUUGCAAAGGAAAGGGCUACAGGCAAGGAUUCUGAGCUCUGAAGAAGAGGAUAAACUGAAAAGAGAUCAAUCUUUGGUGUCUGAUUUUAAACAGCAAAAACUGGAAAAAGAGGCUCAGAAGAACUGGGACCUUUUUUACAAAAGAAAUGGUACUAAUUUCUUCAAAGAUAGACACUGGACUACUAGAGAGUUUGAGGAGCUCAGAUCAUGUAGGGAGUUCAAAGAUCAAAAAUUGACCAUGCUUGAAGCUGGCUGUGGGGUUGGCAACUGCUUAUUCCCACUUUUAGAAGAAGAUCUGAAUAUCUUUGCCUAUGCCUGUGAUUUUUCUCCAAGAGCAGUUGAAUAUGUUAAGCAAAAUCCUUUAUAUAACACAGAAAGAUGCAUGGUAUUCCAGUGCGAUCUAACUAAAGAUGACCUUCUGGAACAUGUACCUGUGGAGUCCAUAGAUGUUGUCAUGUUGAUAUUUGUUCUCUCUGCUGUUCACCCUGAUAAGAUGCACCUUGUCUUACAAAAUGCUUACAAGGUAUUAAAACCAGGCAGAUAUGUCUUGUUUCGUGACUAUGGACUGUAUGAUCAUGCUAUGCUUAGAUUUAAACCUGGCAGCAAACUUGGAGAAAAUUUUUAUGUUAGACAAGACGGAACCAGAUCAUAUUUCUUUACUGAUGAAUACCUGGCUCAGCUUUUUAAGGACACAGGUUAUGAAGAAGUGGUGAACGAGUAUGUGUUUCGAGAGACGGUAAAUAAAAAAGAAGGCCUGUGUGUGCCGAGAAUUUUCCUUCAGAGCAAAUUCCGAAAACCUUCAAAGAACUCAACUCCCAUGACCCUGGCGCCAAGUCACAAGUCCUGACCUUUCUUGAGGUGGACAUUUGUACCUCCUUUUGAAGAGGAAAGUUAAAAAUCAUUCUUUUUAAAUUUUUAUAUUUCAAUGCUUUUUAAAAUGAGGAUAUAUAAUUUUUGUAUUAAAAAGUAAUGUGUGUGUGUGUGUGUUAUAGAAGCCCAAAUAAAACUGCAAGACCUGAAA